Struthio camelus australis is the source of this 5303-nucleotide messenger RNA. The record is from RefSeq and is a predicted model, not a curated record. Lineage: Eukaryota; Metazoa; Chordata; Aves; Struthioniformes; Struthionidae.
UAAGGAAGCAAAGGGGCUGUAAGAUGGGAAAGAAGUUCAGUGGAUUGGAAAUAGUACUAAUUGUCCUAUUUUGUUUGGUCGUGACUGUGGCCUGUGUCCUCAUUGCACUUUUGGCAACAGGACAAACUGGACACAAAAGUACACAAUUUUCUCCAGAAUGUCCAACAGUAAACUUAUCAGAGAGAAUUGACUGCAUCCCGGAUCAAGUAGCCACAAAGAGCCUCUGCAGCCUUCGUGGCUGCUGCUGGAGUCCCCAGAGUGAUUCCAACAUUCCCUGGUGUUUUUUCUCUUCAAACCAUGGAUACAGAGUAGAUGGAGCAGUGCGAACAACUCAGACAGGAUUCCAAGCUACGUUAAGAAGGCUGUCAUCACCUUCCCUCUUUGGAAAUGAUAUCAACACUGUCCUCCUCACAGGAGAGUAUCAGACACAAAAUCGCUUCCGGUUCAGGAUCACUGAUCCUAAAACACAAAGAUUUGAAGUCCCACAUGAGCAUGUAGGACCUUUCACUGGUUCUGCUGCCUCCCAUUUAAAGUAUAAAGUUAAAGUUGAUCAGAAUCCCUUUGGCAUCACAGUGACCAGAGUAAGCAAUGGAAGAGUUCUUUUUGAUACUAACAUAGGACCACUGCAGUAUGCUGACCAAUAUUUACAGCUGUCAAUCAAACUACCCAGCAGCAACAUUUAUGGUGUGGGAGAACAUGUGCAUAAGCAAUACCGGCAUGACUUGCAUCUUUUUAAGUCUUAAUACUUGUUCACCAUCCUUCAAUGGCUACCCAGUAGAAGCAUGGAUAACUUAUACGGCGUUCAAACUUUCUUCUUGUGUUUGGAAGACAACACUGGAGCGUCUCUUGGUGUUUUCUUAAUGAAUAGCAAUGCCAUGGAGUUUGCCCUGCAGCCUGCUCCAGCAGUAACUUACAGAACAAUUGGUGGAAUUCUUGAUUUUUAUGUUUUCUUGGGAGACACUCCAGAGCAAGUAGUGCAGGAGUAUCUGAAGCUAAUAGGAUUGCCAGCAUUGCCUUCCUAUUGGAGUCUUGGAUUUCAACUUAGUCGCUAUAAUUACGGAUCGCUUGAUGAGGUGAAAGCUGUUGUAGAGAGAAACAGAGCAAUUGGACUACCUUAUGAUGUUCAGUACACAGAUAUUGACUAUAUGGAAGCAAGGAAAGAUUUUACUUAUGACAAAGUGAACUUUAAAGAUCUCCCUAGUUUUAGAACUUACAUGCAUAACCAUGGACAAAAAUAUGUUAUCAUACUGGAUCCUGCUAUUAGCACAGAGACUCUAGCUGAUGGUACUCCCUAUGAGGCCUAUGACAGGGGAGAAAGGAAUAAAGUCUGGAUUAAUCAAUCAGAUGGAAUAACACAACUAGUUGGAGAGGUAUGGCCGGGAAGAACUGUAUUCCCAGAUUUCACCAAUCCAGACUGCACCAGCUGGUGGGUAGAAGAAUGCAGACUGUUUUAUAAUAAAGUGCCGUAUGAUGGGAUCUGGAUUGACAUGAAUGAGGUAGCCAACUUUGUUCAAGGCUCCAAGGAUGGUUGUGAGCAGAAUGACUUAAACUAUCCUCCUUUUACACCCUGUAUUCUAGAUGGACUCCUGUAUUCCAAGACUCUUUGUAUGGAUGCCGUACAGAAGUGGGGGAGACAGUACGAUGUUCAUAGCCUUUUUGGGUAUUCUAUGACCUUAUCAACAAAACAAGCCAUUGACUCUUUGUUUCCUGGAAAACGAAGCUUCCUUCUCUCUAGGUCUACUUUUGCAGGAUCAGGAAAGUAUGCAGGACACUGGCUGGGAGAUAAUGCAGCAACAUGGGAUCACAUAAAAUGGGCAAUACCUGGAAUGCUGGAAUUUAACCUCUUUGGAAUUCCUUAUAUUGGAGCAGAUAUUUGUGGUUUUUUUGAUGACACCACGGAAGAACUUUGCACACGAUGGAUGCAAGUAGGAGCAUUUUAUCCAUUUUCCAGGAAUCACAAUACUGAACUCCGCAUAUCUCAGGAUCCUGCUGUGUUCGGAGCUGAUUCGGUUUUGGUGAAAUCAUCAAAGCAUUACUUGAACAUACGCUAUACUUUGCUGCCCUAUCUGUAUACGCUCUUUUACAAAGCUCACACUCAAGGAGGCACAGUUGCACGGCCAGUUCUGCAUGAGUUCUAUUCUGAUGAAGCAACAUGGAGUGUUGAUAAGCAGUUCUUAUGGGGUCCUGGACUACUUAUUACACCAGUUCUUGACCCAGGUGUGGAUGUAGUUCAAGCCUAUAUUCCUGAUGCAGUAUGGUAUGAUUACGAUACAGGAACAAAAAUCUCUUGGAGAAAACAAUGGAUUGAUAUGUACCUACCAGCAGACAAACUUGGACUUCAUUUGAGAGGAGGCUAUGUUUUCCCUUUUCAACAACCAGCUACCACAACAGUUGCAAGCCGUAAGAAUCCUUUGGGUCUUAUAAUUACAUUGGAUGACAAUAAUGAAGCUUCUGGGGAGUUAUUCUGGGAUGAUGGAGAAUCAACAGGUACUGUUGACAGUAAAAGUUACAUUGCCUAUGAGUUUAAAGUUUCCAAUAAUGUUCUACAAAUGAAUGUCAUAAACAACAAUUACAAUGAUCCGAACAACUUGAAGUUUGAAGAAAUCAGAAUUUUGGGAUUGGUCCAGGAACCAACAAAUGUUACUGUAUCUCAAAACAAUGCUGUGCAAAGUUCUUCCCAUAAUAUCAGCUAUUAUCCUGCAGAUAAGGUUGCUCGUAUAAGAGGACUUCAGCUUGAACUGGGAAAAUCAUACUCAUUACAAUGGACUCAGGAAGUGAGUAUCAACGAAAGAUAUGAUUGCCAUCCCAGUCAAGAGGCAACAAAAGAAAAAUGUGAACAACUUGGCUGUGUCUGGAACGAAGUAACUUCAAACUUGUCUAUUCCCUACUGCUUUUAUAGUUCUGACAACAUUUAUUCUGUUGAUGAAAUAAAAUACACCUCAUCAGGUCUGACAGCUAACCUUACUUUAAACAAUAUCAAUACCAAAGCUUAUGAGAAUUCAACUUUACCUAUUGGUACACUUCGCUUGGAGGUGAAAUAUCAUGACAACAAUAUGCUGCAGUUUAAGAUCUAUGAUUACCAGAACAAACGAUAUGAGGUUCCAGUACCACUAAAUCUCCCUAGUUCCCCAAUGAGCACAGCAGAGAAUCGACUCUAUGAUGUAUCAAUUCACAGAAAACCGUUUGGUAUACAGGUUCGACGCAAAAGUACAGGAACAGUUAUCUGGGAUUCUCAGCUACCAACUUUCACGUUCAGUGACAUGUUCCUUCAGAUAUCUACCCGCUUGGCAUCACAGUAUAUAUACGGAUUUGGUGAAACUGAACAUACCACAUUUCGACAUGAUAUGAACUGGAAUACCUGGGGAAUGUUCUCAAGAGACCAGCCUCCUGGUUACAAGUUGAAUUCAUAUGGUUUUCAGCCAUUCUACAUGGCUCUUGAAGAAGAUGGCAAUGCCCAUGGAGUUCUCUUGCUUAACAGUAAUGCAAUGGAUGUGACGUUCCAGCCAACUCCUGCUCUGACAUAUCGCACAAUUGGAGGAAUUCUGGACUUUUACAUGGUUUUGGGCCCAACACCAGAGCUUGUUGUUCAGGAAUACACUACACUGAUUGGACGACCAUUCAUGCCACCCUACUGGUCCUUGGGAUUCCAGCUAUGUCGCUAUGGAUACCAAAAUGACUCUGAAAUUGCUGAGCUAGUGUCUGCAAUGAGGGCAGCUCAGAUACCCUAUGAUGUUCAAUAUUCGGAUAUCGAUUAUAUGGAACGCCAAUUGGACUUCACCCUUAGUCCACACUUUGCCGGAUUACCAGCUCUAAUUAAUAAAGUAAAACAAGAGGGAAUGAGAUUUAUCCUAAUUCUGGACCCUGCCAUAUCUGCAAAUGAAACCAAUUAUCCCACUUUCACAAGAGGUGUAAAUGAUGAUGUCUUCAUAAAAUGGCCCAAUACCAGUGAUAUUAUAUAUGCAAAGGUCUGGCCAGAUCUUCCCAAUGUAGAAAUUAAUGAGACACUGGAUUGGGACACCCAAGUGAAGCUCUACCGAGCACAUACGGCUUUCCCAGAUUUCUUUCGUAAUUCCACAACUGAAUGGUGGAAGAGAGAAAUCAUGGAAUGCUACACUAAUCCAAACAAUGCAUCAAGAAGCUUGAAGUUUGAUGGCUUAUGGAUUGACAUGAAUGAACCUGCUAGCUUUGUUAAUGGUGCCACUGAUGGUUGUAGAGACAUCCACCUAAACUUUCCACCUUACAUACCCUAUUUAGGAUCUAGAUCAGAGGGAUUAAUUUUCAAAACUCUGUGCAUGGAAGGUCAACAGUAUCUCUCAGAUGGUACUCCAGUUAGACACUAUGAUGUCCAUAAUCUUUAUGGAUGGUCACAAACAAAACCCACCCUAGAUGUCUUGCAGAAUGUCACAAAGGAGCGUGGAAUUGUUAUUACCCGUUCAACAUAUCCAAGCAGUGGAAAGUGGGCAGGACACUGGCUUGGUGAUAAUACUGCAGCCUGGGAUCAGCUUGCUAAAUCUGUUAUUGGUAUGAUGGAGUUCAGUCUCUUUGGAGUAUCUUAUACAGGAGCAGAUAUAUGUGGCUUCUUUCAAGAUGCACAGUAUGAGAUGUGUGUUCGCUGGAUGGAGCUAGGCGCAUUUUACCCAUAUUCAAGGAAUCACAAUGGGAAAGGAACAAAGAGGCAAGAUCCUGUUGCCUGGAAUUCAACAUUUGAAGACAUUUCCAGAAAUGUACUGAAUAUAAGAUAUACCCUGUUACCCUAUCUCUACACGUUAAUGUACGAAGCCCACGCUCAUGGAAGCACUGUGAUCCGCCCUCUACUCCACGAAUUUGUGGAAGAUAGAACAACAUGGGAAAUAUAUAAACAGUUUCUGUGGGGACCUGCACUGCUCAUCAGCCCUGUAAUGGAACCAAAUGCUGUGACAGUGAAUGCUUACAUACCGAAUGCCCGCUGGUAUGAUUACUACUCAGGUGAAUUCAUUGGCUUUAGGGGACAGUUCAGAAAUUUAUCAGCUCCUUUGGAACAUAUCAACCUUCAUAUCCGGGGUGGUUACAUCCUUGCUACGCAAAGCCCUGCUAACACUACUUUUUACAGCCGAAAAAAUCCAUUGGGACUUACUGUUGCUUUGAAUGAUAGUCAGCUUGCACAAGGACAGCUUUAUUGGGAUGAUGGAGUUCGCAUUGAUGCAUAUGAAGAUGGUAUAUAUCUGCUAAUAUCAUUUAGUGCUAACCAGAAUAUUUUAGAGAUCAAGGUUUUGCACCAGGGUUAUGCUGAUCCAAACAAUUUAAAGUUUACUGAAAUUAAAAUC